Molecule: messenger RNA, 1524 nt
Organism: Hydra vulgaris (swiftwater hydra)
Lineage: Eukaryota; Metazoa; Cnidaria; Hydrozoa; Anthoathecata; Hydridae
Source: RefSeq, a predicted model, not a curated record
CCUCUCAGUCCACCUCCAAGAAUAAAUUCUAAUGUUCAAUAUAAUCCUUCAAGUUCUACAUCUGUUCAAAUCAUUACAAAUCACUCCUCGUCGUCCGCCUUGUACAACAAAUUCUCCUGCUGUUUUUUCUGUUAGACACGUUUUACCAGCAACUUGCAGUACGCCUACUACUAGCUCAACCAGUCAGCAUACACCAUUGACUGCUCAUGACACAACUCUUGUUUCUGUAGCUGAAGUUGUUCCUGAUAAUGGCCAAGAUAUCCAAGAUAUUUGCACCUUGCUUACUGACAUGCCGAGCUCUUCGUCAUUAUCAGCAAUUAGUUUUCGUUCAGGAGGCUUAAAUUUGAGACCUUAUCUCGAAGCAAUUCUAAAAACUUUACAGGAAAUUAAAGUCACCCAAACUAUUCAUGGAAAUAUUUUAAAUGCUUUGGUGCAACAACAAAAUGUGGUAAGCCAAGCGUCACAACUUUCCCGUGGCAAUGUUAAAUUUCAGUCACCAUCAUCAGAAUGUUUGUUCAGUGAACCACCAUCAGUUUCAUACACGGAAUUUAUUUAUGGAAACGAUAUUAUCUUUGAGUAUCGUAAUGUUUUACAGGAACAGCUUGCAUCAUGGGCUACUAAAAAUAAAUGCAUACGUGCUUUAAUUAAUGAGUUAUUAUCUAUAUUGAAAAAGCAUGGGCAUGACGACCUGCCCAUAGAUAGCAGAGCGCUGUUGAAAUCUCCAAGUGUUGCAAUAAGAAUUAUGUGUUUUACUAAUUCUAAUAAAAGAGUUGAGUUACUGCAAUAUGCAAAGAAUUUGUUAGAAUGGUUUGUUUUUAAGUCAAAAGAUGUUUAUGGUGAAUCCUUUAUUACUUACAAUGUUCAUUCACUAAUUCACCUUCAUCAGGAUGUUGAAAAUUAUGGCGAGGAUUUGCUUUCACUGUUUGCUUUGCCUUUCGAAAACUAUAUAAAAGUUUUGAAAAAAUUUAUACACAGUGCCAAUAAUCCUCUAGUUCAAAUCAUAAAACGAAGUUCCGAACUAGAAAAGUCUGUUACAAUGGCUACUAGCGGUCCGUAUGCACAAGCAGUUUGGUUGGAAGGCAGUCAGGAGAUGGAACGAACUAUACCAAUAAAUUGGAUAGAUGUGGAUACCAAUAAAGUAUUUUGGCCCAACACUUUAAAUGUGAAGAAUGCAUUUAAAAGGUGUCAACAACCUAAAACAGAUUGGCUGAAAUUUGAAUUUGUAAAGAUUAAAGUCUGUGGUUCAGAACAGUUUUGUGAUGAUUGUAGUGACUACACAUCUUCUGAGGAACAAAUAUGCAAAAGAAAGUCUUAUAAGAAAAGCAUGAAAUCACCAAUAUUGCCUAAUUUUCCUUCAAAAACAACUACAUCGAAUUAUGCUUCUAAUGAUAUUGUUAAAUCAAAAGUUGCCCAAGAACAAACUUCUUAGAAAGAGAAAACCCCCUCAAAAUCAAGAUUGCUAUCUAACUCCUUAUCAGGAUCUGACACUUCAUCAAACUCCUGUCACUCACCAUCAUCUAACCU